CCGUAAAGUUUGUUUUUAUUCAAACUUCAGCAGUUUUCUAGUUGUUCUGCUGAGGCAGUGACAUCAAUGUGUGACAUCACGCAAAUUGAUGUCACAAAGAGCGAUGCACACUUUGUGGAGCUAGAGGGCAUCACAGAGCUGCACGCUUGAAUUCUACGGUCAUAACCAUUGAAGAAGAGAGACAGAGAGCACGUAGUAGUAUCCUAACAAGAGAUUGAAAAUGAAAGCUUUUCGAGAUAAAGAGGCAAAUCCUAACACACAAGUAAAGAAAAUCACUGAGAAGUUUUUGGAUUUGUUCAGAGAAAAGGGAUCAACAAUGAGUCGCAGCAGUAAGACAUCGUCUUGUGAUUCUGGAAAGGAAAAAGUACAACAGACAUUAGCUAAAGAGACACCGAAGCUCCAUGGAAUAUUGAAAGAAGCUGGCAUGAUGUCCAUUGUAAAACAGUCUCUGAUUGAACAAAAUGAGGAGCUGAAGAUGCAAGUUCUGAACAUAGAACAAGCUGCAUUUGAAAAAGACAAGCUGCUUCGAGACAAAGACGAGGAAUUAAACAAACUGUUCCACCUAAACAAAACCUUAAAGGAGAACAACACCACCCUGGAGCAGAAUACCACUGCCUUGGAGAACAAAAGCACCUCCCUGAAGCAGAGAAUCAACGCCCUGAAGAAGGAAAAAAAUACCCUGGAGCAGGAAAAAACUGCCCUAGGGCAUAAAAGCACCGCUCUGGAACAUAUAAACCAAGCCCUGGAAAGGGAAAUAAAUACCCUGGAGCUGGAAAACACAAUUUUCAACGAGAUAAACACUGACUUGGAGCAGAAAAGAGCCUCCUUGGAGGAGAAAAGCAACUUCUUGGAACAGAUAAACACCGCCCUGACGCUGAGAAGCACCUCUCUGGAGCAGAAAUGUACUAUCUUGGAGAAUAUAAACACCACCUUGGAGCAGCAAAACGAGGUCCUGGAGCAGAAAAAUACUGACUUGAAGAAUAUGAACACCGACCUGCAGCUUAAACUGGAGCAGCUGAACCAGCAGCCACCUGAACAGAAAACCAGCGAAAACAUCCAAUCAGUUUCAGACCAGCCACAGAAGCCUGUAUUCAGACGUGUCAUCAGUGGCGUCUCCAAUACAUUCCUGAAAAUGUACCAAACAGGUACUCUCAGGUACUGGAUUGACAUUUGGUACUUCUAAAUAAAGAAGUGUGAUGAGGGCUCCAAGCUUCAUGCUUGAGUAUCUGUGGCAGAAAGGCUAGAGGACAACAGAACUGCGGUGUCAGGGGAGCUUGACACUUGGGGACUUAUGGCGGAAAAGCUUAACGCUUGAAAGAUGUUGACAGGAGAGCUUGAGGCCCGCAGGACUGCGGUGCCAUGGGAACUUGAGGCCAUCGAACACAGUUAGGCGUCAGAUGAGGAGCUUGGGGUCAGCAGAGCCUCCCAGCCUGCCUCCAGGGCUUCGUAUCAAGUCCUGUUGGUCUCCUGUCCAACCU
This is a messenger RNA of Xiphophorus hellerii (green swordtail), 1478 nucleotides long. RefSeq names its product polyamine-modulated factor 1-binding protein 1-like. Bases 221 to 1183 code for a protein of 320 amino acids. The record is from RefSeq and is a predicted model, not a curated record. The transcript is spliced from 2 exons. Lineage: Eukaryota; Metazoa; Chordata; Actinopteri; Cyprinodontiformes; Poeciliidae.